AUGGCCUUAAUUAUGAAAGUUAUUGUACUAGCACUAGUCUCCAAAUUCAUUUCUGAGUUUUUUACAACUGGUAACAUCUUUGCAGUAUAUGCAGACCAGAGUACAACCACAAAAAAACAUUUAACUGGUGGGUUACCUGAAGCAACUUUACCCGGCGAAUCAGGAAAUGAAGUCGACAUUACCACUGAGACCUUGAUGGUCCCAAAUGAGCCUCUGGUCAAGGUUAAAACUACAGUUGUUCCACCUUUUGAACCGAACCCGCUAUUUGCUAAGGAGUUAAAUCCAGAUGGCUCUAAAAGCGAUGUUAAAGUUGAGAGUAUUAAGAAAGAGGAAGUAAUAACGAUUCCAGGAUAUGAAUCUCCAGUCGGAUCUAAGAAGAAAUCAGUUGUUACUAUCACAAAUGACAUUCCAGUUCCAUACUCAAAGUCUGGAGACCAAAAAAAGAAAAGUGUAACCUUUUCAGACGAAGUCGAUUUCAUUGAACCAGCCAUGAAGGGUAAAUUCACGACAUUCGGUUACACACCAGAGAAAGGCUAUACUGAGGAUGCUGAUGCUGCAAAAAUUUACAGGGGUGGUGUGUCAAGUCAUCCUGAUGAUCAUUCAGACUAUGACGAUUCUGACAUAGAAUAUAUGGGGACAUAUCCCGUUCACACGCCAGCUAGUUACGACGGCAUGUCCUAUGUAAAUCCAUAUGAUGUACCCAAAUCCAGUGAAACUAAGCUUGAUAAACUUUCAAAGGGUGCCAAAAAUACCUUUUCAAAAGCAGGGAAAAGCCUGGAGAAAGUGGCAGAUAAGACUAAAAAUUCUACGAUGACGCUAGUAAAAGACUUAAAAGGCAAGGCUAAAGGUUCUAAAGUUCUUAUGGAGAAACAAUUCACUGCUAAGACUAGUAAUCCAACAGGCCAAUCAACAGAAUACCAUAUAGAAACGAGUCAAUUUAAUGGUAAAUUCGGGAAGUCACCAAACGGUGUUUCAACAAAAGCGUCUCAAAUUCUUAAAUAUGUAGGGGAUAAGACUAAGGAAGGGGUUUCCAGUUUUGCCAAUGGUGUAAAAGUAAAGACUGCUGUUGCUUCGAAAUAUUCCAAUGGUAAAUUCAAUGUAGUAAAGGAGAAGAUAAGGGUGUGUGGCCAUAAAAACUCAAAAACCCCUUGUAAACUAAGGAAAAACGAAAAGGCUGUAGAUCCAAGGACAAAGGGUUCAAUGACUAUGUAUUUUAGGGAUAAAUAUGGUCGUUUAUUAAGUGAACAUGAAAUUAAACACUUGUGA
Messenger RNA from Theileria annulata, 1266 nucleotides. RefSeq lists its product as uncharacterized. The transcript has a single exon. Bases 1 to 1266 code for a protein of 421 amino acids. The record is from RefSeq and is a predicted model, not a curated record. Lineage: Eukaryota; Apicomplexa; Aconoidasida; Piroplasmida; Theileriidae.